This is a messenger RNA of Triticum urartu, 1887 nucleotides long. Its product is annotated as triacylglycerol lipase OBL1-like. Lineage: Eukaryota; Viridiplantae; Streptophyta; Magnoliopsida; Poales; Poaceae. The record is from RefSeq and is a predicted model, not a curated record. Gene Ontology annotation, biological process: lipid metabolic process. Gene Ontology annotation, molecular function: triacylglycerol lipase activity.
CCCCAGUGUAUCAGUGUGCCUUGAGCUCAUCGAUCGUUCACUAACUACACACACAUCACGUAGUCAGGCUAAGCUAGGAAGAAGCACUCGCCCCUCGGCGAGCAUGGCGGCGGCCGGAUCAGCUGCUGCUGGUCGUCCCAAGUUGGGGGAGGAGAAGCUGAUCAUCCGACCGGAGAAGGUGCGGUUCAUCGACAUCCUGUCCCUGCUGAUCCUGCGCCGGCCCAUCACCAGCUAUGCCUUCGUCGACGCCGGCGACCAGACGACCCGCGACGUCGGCAUCACGCCGGGCGACAUCUUCGUCACGCUCACCGAGAUCAUCCAGAAGGCCCUCGCUGCUGCCUACUACCCGGCAAAGAUAAUCGGGGCCAUCGUCGAGCUCCUCCUCAACUUCUUCGCCCUCAACGGAGGCCUGCUCGGCAUCAUAUGGAACAUCAUCAGAUUUAAGCUGGUGAUCCCGCGCCGGGAGGCGGCCAACUUCCGGACGAUGAUCGGGAUGAUCGACGGGAGGACAGAGCUGAAGCCGGCACCAGCAGCAUCUGUCGGCGACAUGCGGCAGCUGCAGGUGCUCGACGUCGUGGUCUCCGGCGAGGUGGCGGACCUUGAGAGCGGCGGGUACGUGACGGCUGGGACGCCCCUCGUCCUGCGCCAGUACCUCAUCCUCGAGAUCACAGUCAUGGCGGCCAAGAUCGCGUACGAGAACGCCGCCUUCGUCAAGAACGUGGUCAACAACGUGUGGAAGUUCAAUUUCGUGGGGUUCUACAACGGCUGGAACAAGUUUCUCAAGGAGGACACGACACAGGCGUUCGUUUUCACAGAUCGGGCCAAGGAUGCGAGCGUGGUCGUGGUGGCGUUCCGUGGCACGGAGCCAUUCAACAUGCAGGACUGGUCGACAGACGUGAACCUGUCAUGGCUGGGCAUGGGCGCCAUGGGCCACGUCCACGCCGGCUUCCUCAAGGCGUUGGGUCUCCAGGAGGAGGACGGCAAGGACACCAACCGCGCCUUCCCCAAGGACGCCCCCAACGGCGCCGCCCCCAUCGGCAAGCACAUCGCCUACUACAAGCUCCGCGAGGUGAUCCGCGACCAGCUCAAGGCGCACCCGCAGGCGCGGCUCGUCAUCACCGGCCACAGCCUGGGCGGCGCGCUCGCCGCCGUCUUCCCGGCGCUGCUGGCGCUGCACGGGGAGACGGAGAUCCUGGGCAGGCUCGGCACCGUGCAGACCUACGGGCAGCCGCGCGUGGGCGACGCCACCUUCGUCAGCUUCUUCCGGGCCGAGGUGGAGAAGGCGACGGCCUUCUACCGCGUGGUGUACCGCUACGACGUGGUGCCGCGGGUACCGUUCGACGCGCCGCCCGUGGCGGAGUUCACCCACGGCGGCUCCUGCGUGUACUACGACGGGUGGUACGACGGGAAGGUGCUCCCCGGCGACGCGCCCAACCCCAACUACUUCGACCCGCGAUACCUGCUGUCCAUGUACGGCAACGCGCUGGGGGACCUGCUCAAGGGGGCCUUCCUCUGGACGAGGGCCGGCAAGGACUACCGCGAGGGCCCCGUCUCCCUGCUCUACCGCGCCUCCGGCCUGCUCGUCCCCGGCCUCGCCUCCCACAGCCCGCGCGACUACGUCAACGCCGUCCGCCUCGGCCGUAUCGCGCCCAAGUCACUCCUCUAAAAGUCUAACUCAGACCCACUGUGUGUGUACGACCACAAGAGAGAGAAUUGGUGAUGAAUAAGUUGUUGUUUCGGUUGUGUCGUGUCGUGUCGUGUCGUAUCGUGUGUGUGCUAUAUUAAGCCUAGUACGCUUACGUGUUCCCCUGUGUGCAUGCCUGCCGCUCUGUCUCGGCAAUAAAUCGAUCCAAGGCCUUUAUGAAUAUAAUGCAAUUGAAGGAGCUA